Messenger RNA from Lineus longissimus, 1260 nucleotides. RefSeq names its product zinc finger protein 708-like. The coding region runs from base 1 to 1260 and encodes 419 amino acids. Gene Ontology annotation, biological process: regulation of transcription by RNA polymerase II. Gene Ontology annotation, cellular component: nucleus. Lineage: Eukaryota; Metazoa; Nemertea; Pilidiophora; Heteronemertea; Lineidae. The record is from RefSeq and is a predicted model, not a curated record. The transcript has a single exon. Gene Ontology annotation, molecular function: RNA polymerase II cis-regulatory region sequence-specific DNA binding; DNA-binding transcription factor activity, RNA polymerase II-specific.
AUGGCAGAGUUAUAUGACCCCGCUGUCAGGUAUGAAAAUGAGGUCACGGUCAUUGCCGCUGAGCCGUCUGAGACAGUAACUCAGGAAGUUAUGUCGGAAGAUUACGACGUAUAUACUGAACAAGCUGAAACAGUUCUGCCAGAAGCGUACGAGACCGUCACAACACGGGAAGUAUAUCAGUGCGGUGACUGUUUUAAGUUGUUGUCAAGUUUGCGAAGUCUUCAACGUCACAUGCUUAUUCACGAUCCAUCGGCAAACCGCCCAAAGCCGGCUUUGAAGUAUCAAUGUGAAACUUGCAGCAAGUGUUUUCCGACGCCGAGCGCCUGUCAGCGUCACAUGAAUGCCCACAUCGGCUUUAAGAAAUACCAGUGCGAAAUAUGUAUGAAACGGUUUUCUCAGAAUGUGCAUGCGCAGCAUCAUAUGUUGGCCGCUCAUACACCUGGAGCCAAUGUUUACAAAUGUACGUUCGAAGGUUGCAAGCGGACAUUCGUCGUGGAGUAUAAACUCAAAUACCACAUGAGAGAACAUUUGAAUAUAAGGGAAUCAAAGUGGGAGUGUCAACAAUGCGGUGAAAAGUUUUGCACAGAGUAUCGUUUGAAGAGGCACGCACUAUGUCACAGCAGUACGCAGUUCACGUGUGAUGUCUGCGGUAACCUAAGCAGCUCCGCAAGACAUCUUCUAAUCCACAAGAAGAUGCAUACACAAGAGAACAACUACCAGUGUCAAGUGUGUCUGAAAACUUAUCAGAAUUCGAGCGGUUUUCGUAGUCAUGUGCAACGAAAAUGUGGAAGAGAUGCGUACAGGUACAAGUGUGAUAAAUGCAUGCAAUGCUUCUUUAAGGAGGACUCGCUUAAGACUCAUUUGCUUUCGCACGCAAAGGGCAGGCGAACGUAUGUUUGCGGGACGUGUCAGAAAACUUACGCGCAGCCUAGAAGUUUGAGUAAGCAUUGUGAGGCGAGCGGUCACAAAGCUUUGGAGGUUCAAGUCUCGUGUGAAGUAUGCCAGGAGACGUUUGCAAGCGGGCAGGAACUGGCAGAACACGUUGUGUCACAUACUGCUGAAGAAUUGGAUCCACCGCCACCUAGUCCCGAGGUUAUACCUUGUCGCCAGUGCGGGGAAACGUUCCUGACCAAGUUUAAACUCUUGUCACACAUUACUUCUGAGCACACCAAGGCAUACCUGUGUAAAAUUUGCGGAGAACGCUUCAAGAAAAGUGAUGGUGUCAGAAAACAUAUGAAGACUAUGCAUAGUAAAAAAUGA